AUUUGCCUAUCAUGUUUUAAAGAACACACACAGAUUAUAUUAUUAUUGUCGACGAUGACGUUAAUAAUAUGCAUAGUUUUCGUCUACUCCCCCACUACCUGCUUGUUUGUCGUUUGAGGCGAAUUACUUCAUACUUGAAUUAUAGGACACGACAUUGCAAUGUGCGUGUGCACGUGUACCAAAAACGCGUCGUUGUCACAAUAUUAAAAUGAUUGUCAUACUGCUGACUUUAGACGUGCGUCGACGACGUCGCGGUUUUUGACUUUUAUCUCUGUUCAUUCGGAGUCGUCCGAGUGAGAGAGUCGUUCGGUGGUUGAAUGUGGGAGCGGUAGAGAGAGAUAAUGAGAAAAAAAAUAUCUCGUUUGACAGUGACGGGCUUUGCUAAUGGCUAAACUGACUCGAGUCUCGAGUGGCCGUCGCCGACGACGAUAAAAAAAAAUAAAAUAAACUUUAGCCGAGGACGAGGUCUCAGCCGUUCGCCGCCCACCGACUUGUCGUCGCGCGUUGUAACCGUUUAUUAAACAUUCGCAGGACGACAUCACACAAUAACACCUUUAUAUACCUAUGAUUUUAUAUUUAUGAUAAUAAUAUGUACAUGUCAUAUGUGUGUAAUACAAUAUCAUAAUAAUAUGUAAUGUUGUACACAUAAUAACAAUACAAAUAUUAAUAAUAAUAAUAAUAAUAAUACCGUCGAGUGCGACGGCCGACGAGUGUUUUUGUUUUCAUUCGUCGUUGGCUCGGGGAAUCUGUCGCUCACGCCGUCUGAAUAAUAUUGUGCGUUGAAAAACAAACGGAGAGGAUAGAGACAGAAAAAAAAAACGUUAACAAAAAAUUCGCAACCACAGCAGAAAUCGCGUAUCGUUGUUGUUAUAUUAUUAUUAUUAUUAUUAUUAUUAAUUAUAAUUCGUUAUUAUUAACGACGACACAAUCGUUGAAAUAGGUAUCGUCGUUGUGUAAUUCGUAGCCGCCGUUAACAUUCUCGUCGACGAUAUUAUUAUGAUACCUAUUAUUAUUAUUAUUAUUAUUACUAUUACUAUUAUGUAAGCCCUCGGCGGGCCCGCGUAAAACCAAAGUCUGACGAGCGCCCUCGUCGUCCCCUCCCGCCGUCCGCCCACCAACCCACCCACCCAUCGCACCGAAAGCCCGACAACUUGUCGUCCACACGGUGUCGCGCGCGCCGCUGUCAGUUACUCAGUUGCCCAAAAGGUCGAGUCCGGUAUGGUGACGGUUACCGCCACAACAGACUACAGUGAGUGGUCGUUGCCGUCGACGUCUUGUCCGUGCCACUGUCGCUAUAGUACAAUCGUUUUUAUUGUUGCUGCUGCUGCUACUGCUCGUCGCACGGCCAUGUAGUAGUGGAUAGUCGGUUGGCUGAGACUCCGUCUGGACGUUAGUAGCAAUAUAUCCGUCGACAAUAGUCAGCAAAUCGAAAAUAAAUUUAUUGUUAGGUAGUUAAGCUAUGCAAACACCAUGGCUCGUGUGCCACCACAUCCGUCAGCCGGACACAACAACCCAUUGGUCAACCGUCUGGUGCGUGUUGGAUACUACGAACUGGAAAAGACGAUUGGCAAAGGUAACUUUGCCGUUGUCAAGCUGGCCAAACAUGUUGUCACAAACUCCAAGGUUGCCAUUAAAAUAAUUGAUAAGACACAAUUAAAUGAGGAUAAUUUGAAAAAAAUAUUUAGGGAAAUUCAAAUUAUGUCAAAACUUAAUCAUCCUCAUAUAGUGAGAUUAUUUCAGGUUAUGGAAACUGAAAAAAUGAUUUACUUGGUAACUGAAUAUGCUGCUGGAGGAGAAAUAUUCGAUUUUCUGGUAAAAAAAGGAAGAAUGGACGAACCUGCUGCUUGUCAUAUUUUUAAACAAAUUGUGGAAGCUGUAAGCUAUUGCCAUAAUAAAAACAUAGUUCAUAGAGAUUUGAAAGCAGAAAAUUUGCUGUUAGAUGCUGAUAACAACAUUAAACUUGCAGAUUUUGGAUUUAGCAAUCAUUUUUAUGAAGGGAAAUUACUUUCUACAUGGUGUGGUUCUCCUCCUUAUGCAGCACCAGAAUUAUUUCAAGGACAAGAAUAUGAUGGACCAAAAGCUGAUAUUUGGAGUUUAGGUGUAGUAUUGUAUGUAUUGGUUUGUGGUUCUCUUCCAUUUGAUGGAAAUACUUUAAAAGUACUUCGAGCUAAUGUUCUUUCUGGAAUGUUUCGUGUGCCAUACUUCAUGUCAGCUGCAUGUGAACAUUUAAUACGACAUAUGUUAGUCAUUGAACCUGAAAAGAGACUAAGUCUGAAUCAAAUAGAGUCUCAUAAAUGGAUUAAACAGCUGUCUGAACCAGUUACCAAAAGAUUAAUAGUGGAUGUAAACCCAAUGAUGAAUACAGCAGUAAUAGAACUUAUGUUACAGUUACCUGGUUUAGAUAAAGAUAUGAUUGUUAAUUCUGUUCAACAAAAAAAAUUUGAUCAUGUCAGUGCAAUUUACCAUUUAUUGGUUGACAAAUUAGAUACAACUGUUAAUCAAAGCAAUACUACUAAUCAAUCAUUAGUUAAUGAGACUAAUAUAGAUGGAUCUGUUAAUAUCAAUUCAAAUUUAAUUGAAAAUUUACCAUUAUAUUCGAUGUCACUUUAUGGUCAAGAUGGCUCAAUUUAUGACAGUCAGCAAUUAGAAAAGUAUGGUGAUGUUGAUAUUGGAGAAUCUGCUAGUUCAAAUAAGACUCAAGAUAGUCACCCAGUUACUACUCGUCGCCAUACCGUUGGUCCAGGAAAUGGUUUAAUGACUCAAGUGAUGGAAUCACAUUACAUUACACACCUCCAAACUGGACGUAAUGUAAAUGUUUUACCAAAUACAAAUUUGCCUUUGAACAUUCCAUUAGUUGAAUUUCAAUCUCCUAAAAAUUUUACAAUUAAAGAUCAACAUUUAUUAAAACCGCCACAAGUUAUGGGAGCAAAUAACAACUUUGGUAGACGUGCAUCAGAUGGUGGUGCAAAUUUACAAAUGUCACAAAAAAUGAAUUGUACAUUUAGUGAACCAAGUAGCAAAGAAGAUUUAAAAAAACAAGUAAAAAUUGAUCCAAAUGAUUUAAGAAACGCAAUAAUCGAUCAAUCCAGUAAAGGAAACUUAUUGUCCGAAGAUAAUAAUGUAUCAGCUAGUUCUAGUCGUUAUACAAAAGUAAUGUGUAAUACUUCUAGACAUGGAAUGGGAAAUAAAGAAGAAUCCCAGGGCCAACAAACUAAUUUACAAAAUACAAGAACUAGACGUAGUGGUGUAUCAACUGUAAUGGAUAGACCUCCAGUCAUUAGUCCUGAAGUGGUGCGUGAAGUAGAAGCACGUAUGAAUCGAGAGUAUGUACCACCACCAUUACCAAUGGUCAGCACUCCUAGACAUAGUCACCGUAUAUCUCAGGUUUCAGUUUUACCAACAGUACAAGAACUGCAUAGACAUUCAGGUCGAGAAAGUUUAAAAGAUGUAAGUGGUUAUUUACCAUCUGAACGAUAUAGUCCUGUUAGAAGAACAAGUGAACCAGUUGUUACAUCUAGUGAACAUCUAGAGCAACCUAAUAUACGUAAUAUUCAACAGGAACAUAUUCAACUUCAACAAAAAUUAAGUGAAAAUACAUUGGAUACCUGGGACCAUGCUGAAUUACAAAUGCUUCAUACAUAUCAUUUACAAAGUCUGCAAACAUUAGUAGAUCAAACUCCAUUUAUAAAUGCAACUACUAAUCAUCAGGGUAAUUCAAAUAUUCUUAGCCAACAUUUGCAAAAUUUAAAUUUACACCAAGCACCUUUAGUUAAUGUUCCACAAACCCAAGGUUCAAUUACUCAAGGUACUCCAAAUAUAAUGUCCAAUCAUCAAAUUCCAGUUCCAUUGGAUUUACGAACGAAUAAUAAAUUGAAUCCUCAACCAACUAUUGUAGUAGAAGAUAAAACAUUAGAAAUUUAUGAAGAAAAGCUUCUUCCAAAUCCAGAAAUAUCACUCAUGAUAACUAACGAAGAAGGUGGUAUGAUGGAAGUUGACACAUUACUGACAAAUUCGGUGAAUUCUAUGAAUACAAAUAAUACUUUACUAAGAAAAUCAAGUACUGAUCAACCACUUUCAGCUAUACAUGAUGGUUAUGAAGAAAUCAAUCAUAUAACUGCUGAUAGAAAUAAUAUUAUAACUGAUAUGGAUUCAUCAACUUGUUUGAAAACUGCUCCACUUUUUUCUGACUAUAUUCUAAAAAGAACAGCUAGUGAUGCAUUUGUUGUGGACUUGUCUGAUUUCUAUUCCAAUUUUACCUCUGGUAAUAUACUCAACAUUGUCAAAUAUUUGAUAUCAUCCAACAUUCGGGUAUGGCCUGUGCUAGAUAGACAAAAUGUAUUGCAAUUUCCAACAGGCUUGCAAAUUGAACUGGAAGUGUGUUCAAACGAUACGGGUGCCAAUUCGUAUUUAAAAAUUCAACGACUUUCUGGAGAUUCAACUGAAUACAAUAACAUUUGUCAUAGGCUAGUCGAAGACUAUUUACCUUGUAAUAAAUAAUAUUGUUAAUCAUAAUAUUAUUUUUAAUCUUUUCAUGGCUGUGCUACUUUUGUGAAUGCAAUUAAUUAAUAUUAGUCAUUAGUUUUAAUAAGCAUCUUUCGUUAUUAGAAUUUAUCAAUUAACACCUUAAUCAUGCAGUUGUGAAUUAUAACUAAUCAUCUUUAUCUUAUACGGACUGAUAUCAAUAUAAAUUAUAUAUUUUACCAAACUCAUUUGAGAUUUUCAUUUAAAUAAUUAUAUUUUAUAAAUUUUUUAAUUUAAUGUGCGUUUGUAAAGUGGCAGCACAAAAUGUAUUCCAUUUGUUCUAUUCCAAUGACUAUGUAAUCAAAUAUAUUGUAUAUUUAGCUAAUAAAUGUAAAUACAGUUAUUGUAUAUUUAUUUUCAAUUGUUAAAAUAAUUUUAUCAUAUUGUUAACUCGUUUUUUUUUCUUAAUUUUUACUUAUAUGUCUUCAAGCAUAUGAUAGUAAAAUUAAUGCAUUUUAGAAUAGAAUAUUAUAUAGUUUUAGCAAAUAAAAAAUUAGAAAAAUUAAGCAUGUCUUGAUCAAAACCGUAUUAUACUCGCAAUAAAUGUUGUCAAAUUUCAUAACUCACGUCAGUUCAGAAGUCUUAAUUUUAAUUUAACACCAAUUAUCUACUAAAACUUGUAUAUAUUGUUAUUUUUAAAAAAAAUUUUAAAAUCUAUUUGGUAUUUUAAAUUUUACUUCUGGGCUGUACAAGUAUCUUCAAUACUCCAAUAUUGAUUCGUUGGUAUUUGUUUGUUAUUAUUUUUUUACUUUUUUAUUUUAUUUUUUUUAUUUAAAAAAUGUUUAUUGUGAUCUUUUUAUUGUUAUUUUAAUAUUAUAUUUUUUUUCGCAGUCUUCUGUGAACCAUGUUUACCACCAUUGGCUAUUUUUAACCUUAUUUUAUUCUAACUUUAAUAGUUUAUAUUAUUGUAAUUUAUAUAUGUGUGUGCUCAAUAUUAAUGUUGUGUACAUGUUAUUUGUUGUUAUUAUUAUUAUUAUUAUUAUUAUAUAUAUAUAUAUGUAUGUUUAUGUGUGUAUGUAUUUUUUUUUGUGUAUUACAAUGUUAUUGAACACUAAACUUUAAGCUCAACGCCAAUGUUGUGGACAUGUUAAUUGUUAUUAUCUAUACAUUCCAUUAUGUACGUAUAGAAUAUUGUGAUAGACUAAUUAAUCAAAUACUACAAUUUUUUUUUUCUUUUUUGUUAAUUAUUUAAUUUUAAUGCAUCCGGCAAUGCACUCUUGUUAAGAAAAAUGUAAAAAAAAUUUAAGCCAUUAUAUAUUUAUAUACAAUAUAAAAUGUACCAUUAUAAUUUUAAUAUUAAUAUGUUUUUAACCAUAUUUCAAAUGGAAAAAAAAUAUAUAAAAAUUAUUUAUCAACCAAUAAAUGGAUGAACAUUAAUAAUAGAAUUAUUCAUUAACCAUACUUAAA
Messenger RNA from Aphis gossypii (cotton aphid), 5928 nucleotides. RefSeq names its product serine/threonine-protein kinase SIK3-like. Gene Ontology annotation, cellular component: cytoplasm. Bases 1471 to 4497 code for a protein of 1008 amino acids. Gene Ontology annotation, molecular function: tau-protein kinase activity; ATP binding; protein serine/threonine kinase activity. The record is from RefSeq and is a predicted model, not a curated record. Gene Ontology annotation, biological process: intracellular signal transduction; protein phosphorylation; microtubule cytoskeleton organization. NCBI's taxonomy places the organism in Eukaryota, Metazoa, Arthropoda, Insecta, Hemiptera, Aphididae. The transcript is spliced from 21 exons.